AUGUCCGGGGUGUCGGCGAAGGGGUCACAGGUGAGGAGUCCCGCGGCAGUGUCGACCCACCAGAGCUUGCCGCUGUGGGAGACGACGUCGCGGAAAUUCCAGAUCCAGCGCGGGAGCAGGUUGCGGACGGCCUUGGUGACCGAGGCGCCGGUGUGGGACGAGAAGCAGUGGAGCGUGGCCUGGGCGCCGCCGUCGAUGGACUAG
This is a messenger RNA of Miscanthus lutarioriparius, 204 nucleotides long. The record is from the annotation of a GenBank genome assembly. NCBI's taxonomy places the organism in Eukaryota, Viridiplantae, Streptophyta, Magnoliopsida, Poales, Poaceae.